Molecule: messenger RNA, 1200 nt
Organism: Penicillium olsonii
Lineage: Eukaryota; Fungi; Ascomycota; Eurotiomycetes; Eurotiales; Aspergillaceae
Source: the annotation of a GenBank genome assembly
AUGGUAGCUGCACCCGUCUCAAACAGGCUUCCCCGUACAGGGGUCGCGACUCUGCUGGCAGGACUCGACACACCGGGAGAGAUACAGCUACCUGAUGGCUCAAUUGUGGCGGUUGGGUCGGGUGAACCAGUGUAUCGGGUCGUCUUUCACUCAAAGCGAGCAUUGAAUACCCCUAUGACUGAGAUUGGGAUUGGCCAGGCCUAUCUGGAGGGCGAAAUCGAGGUACAGGGCGAUUUUUGCGCCUUGUUGGAUGCGCGCCAGAAGCUACCGGAUAAGGUGCCAUUGCGGCAGAAGUUCCAGUUCGUGUAUGACUUCUUGCGCACCUCGUCCAAGAUGAAUGCCAAAGUCGUUGGCGACCACUAUGGUCUCGGGGACGAUUUUUAUCUCACUUUCCUUGAUAAACGGUUCAGAUUCUAUACCCAUGGGUUGUUCAAAACCCCAGAAGACACCAUUGAGGAGGCAUCUGAGCGGAAAUUGGAGACGAUGUUCGCUGCACUCGACCUCAAGCCGGGCAUGAGGCUCCUGGACAUUGGAGGUGGUUGGGGUGCCGUGACACAAUACUGCGGCGAGCGAGGCGUGCAUGUAACCACUCUCACUCUCACGCACGACAGUGCUCGCUUCAUCGGACGCAUCCUAGAACUAAACGACUAUCCCGGUGAAGUGUUCUUGCAAGAUUUCCUUCUACACACACCCGAAGAACCCUAUGAUCAUGUGGUCAAUUUGGGCUUGAUCGAACACAUCCCGAACUAUCGCAGGUUCGCGUCCAAGAUGUGGGAGGUCCUCAAGCCCGGUGGCCGAAUGUAUCUUGAUGCUUCAGCGGCUGUUGAGAAAUUUGCUGUGAGCUCUUUCACGCGGGACUAUAUCUGGGGUGGAACCCAUACAUUUAUGACCCUUCAGGAUGUCCUGGCGGAGUUCCUAUUCCAUGGAUUUUCGAUCUUGGAUGUUGCGAAUGAGACUCGGGAUUAUGAGCUAACAAUGUUGGAAUGGGCUAAGCGGUUCGAGGCCGCUAAAGAUAGCAUCAUCGCUGGCUGGGGGGAGCACAAUUACCGGGUCUUCCGCUUGUUCUUGUGGGGUGGAACACACGCUUUCAAAACCAAUGCAUUGCAGGCUUAUCAUGUAGUUGCUGAAAGAACUUCAUCGUCGGGUCCGCGCCCUUCUGUUCCCCGGCGGUUCAAGCAGUUCUUGGGAAAUUUGCGCUGA